GUGUGAAGCUCUCCCUGUUGCAGUCAGCAUGACUCCACCGGGAGUCCCGCUCCCCACCCUGAUGUCCCCUGGGGGCUCCCCAGUUCCAGUCUGAUUCUCAUCCCUGGUCUGGCUUCUUCCCACUGCCCUCCACCCUCUCAGCACUUGUUUUCACCUCUUAGCCUUUGGUCAUGGAGUAAUGGACCUUUCUUGAGAUUCAACCAUGUGCUGGUUGCUUCGUAAGCUCUAAUGGACAUUAUUAUAUCUCAUCCUCAGCAGUGUUCUGAAAUCUGCUCUGGAUUAGUGUGCCCAUUUUGCAGAUGAGGAAACGGAGGCUCAAUGAGGUCGAGUGGCUCUGAUUGGAUGGGAGAGGGAACCAAGCGCCCACCACCAGGGACUCCCGGAGACCCCUCUCGCCUCUCCUGUCCCACAGUAUCCGCACACCGAGCCUCCCACGCCCACGCCGAGGACCGCCUCUUCAAGCACCUCUUUAGGGGCUACAACCGCUGGGCAAGGCCGGUGCCCAACACCUCAGACGUGGUGAUCGUGCGCUUCGGGCUGUCCAUCGCCCAGCUCAUCGAUGUGGAUGAGAAGAAUCAAAUGAUGACCACCAACGUCUGGCUAAAGCAGGAGUGGAGCGACUACAAGCUACGUUGGAACCCGGCCGAUUUCGACAACAUCACAUCCCUCCGGGUCCCUUCGGAGAUGAUCUGGAUCCCCGACAUUGUCCUCUACAACAAUGCAGAUGGGGAGUUCGCCGUGACCCACAUGACCAAGGCCCACCUCUUCUCCUCCGGCACCGUGCACUGGGUGCCGCCCGCCAUCUACAAGAGCUCCUGCAGCAUCGACGUCACCUUCUUCCCCUUCGACCAGCAGAACUGCAAGAUGAAGUUCGGCUCCUGGACCUACGACAAGGCCAAGAUCGACCUGGUGCAGAUGGAGCAGACCGUGGACCUGAAGGACUACUGGGAGAGCGGCGAGUGGGCCAUCGUCAACGCCACGGGCACCUACAACUCCAAGAAGUACGACUGCUGCGCGGAGAUCUACCCCGACGUCACCUACGCCUUCGUCAUCCGCCGCCUGCCGCUCUUCUACACCAUCAACCUCAUCAUCCCCUGCCUGCUCAUCUCCUGCCUCACGGUGCUCGUCUUCUACCUGCCCUCCGACUGCGGCGAGAAGAUCACGCUCUGCAUCUCCGUGCUGCUCUCGCUCACCGUCUUCCUGCUGCUCAUCACCGAGAUCAUCCCGUCCACCUCGCUGGUCAUCCCGCUCAUCGGCGAGUACCUGCUCUUCACCAUGAUCUUCGUCACCCUCUCCAUCGUCAUUACAGUCUUUGUGCUCAACGUCCACCACCGCUCUCCCAGCACCCACAAUAUGCCGCACUGGGUGCGGGUGGCCUUUCUGGGCUGCGUGCCUCGGUGGCUUCUGAUGAGCCGCCCGCUGCCCCCGCUGGAGCUCCCUGACUCUCCAGCUCGGAAGCUCUGCCCCUCGUACCACUGGCUGGAGACCGAUGUGGACGCGGAGGAGGAGAAGGUGGAGGAGGAGAGAGAGGAGGAGGAGGAGGAGGAGGACAGAUGGGCGUGUCCCAGUCGUUCGUCCCCCUCCGUGGGCGUCCCCUACAAUCCCGGAGGUCUACCCCCGGGGUCCUCAGGUGCCAAGGCCCAGGCCCAGUUGCCGGUGGGUGGGCUCCUGCUGUCACCACGCAUGCAGAAGGCCCUGGAGGGCGUGCACUAUAUUGCGGACCACCUGCGAUCUGAGGAUGCUGACUCUUCAGUGAAGGAAGACUGGAGGUACGUGGCCAUGGUCAUCGACAGGAUAUUCCUCUGGCUCUUUAUCCUCGUCUGCUUCCUGGGGACCAUUGGACUCUUUCUUCCUCCGUUCCUGGCUGGAAUGAUCUGAUGUCACAUCAUGGCCCCGAGGUGGCAUGGCUGACCGUCUUUAACUGCUGCCACCGCUGGAGUGCACCUUUGCACUGCAGGUGCCUCUCCCAGAGUCCCGCCGUCGAAGGCGUCUUGGAAUGAGUCACUGACAUAAUCUGUGGGACACAGAGCCCAGCUCAGAUGCUGAGGAGCUGGGCAAGAAGGAACUUGCUCCACAGAAGCUGCCGACACAAUGGUGACAAUAUGAAGCCACAACGAUGCUCCUGGGACGCAGAUGCUGAGGGAGGGGAGGGCCAAACUGGGGGACCCAGGAGGUGGGGAGGGGCAUGUGAAGGGGCUCUGACAAAGGAGGGGUGUGUGGGGAGAGGGAAGAGGGUGCUUCUGGGGUAAAAGGGCUGUGAACACCCUUUUGGAUUCAGGAAUGAGCCAGAAGUGUCAGGCAGAGCAGCCAGGCCGAGGUGGGCUUGAGUGUGGGGAGCAGAGGGAGGAGGUUGGAAGGCAGGCUGGGUUGUCCUUGAACCAGGUGAGGAAGGAAGCUCAGAGUCUGAGCCUGCAGGUGACACAGGAGAGUGGCAAAGCCUCCUGGGGCAGGGAGGGGAGAAGAAGGGGGAGCAAAUGCCACUGGUGGGGGGCAAAUGCAGGUGGUUGGGCCAUGCUCCCCCCCACUUGGAAGCUCUUGUGAGGGCCCAGACUUCCUCUCACCUUUAGCCCCCCAGCCCUUCCCCAUUGCAAAGUGGCUCAACAUUGUUUAUUGGCCAUUGACCAGGGCGCCAUCUGUCCUUAAAUGCACGUGGACAAACUGGAAAGAUGUCUCCAGCCAUUCUUGACCCAACUCAGGUUCGCAGCCUGCUCACUUCCUCCCCCUAAGGCACCCAGGCCUUUUCUUCUGAGGGACUGAGAGGGAAGAGCUGGAUUGCUCUGGACCCGAGAUGCUGUGCAGACGCAGAUGCUCCCGGACCCUUCCCUUCCCAGUCUGCCCUCCCUUCCUCCCCGAAGGCCUGACGUCUCCUGACCGGCCCUGUGAGCCUGCUCUGCAGUGUGGAAUCCACAGUCCCUGGCCCUCAGCCACACCCCAGCCCCGUCCAGCCCAGGUCAGAACCUCAGCAGCAGACAGGUGUGUGGGGACCCGGCACAGGCAGCCAGGCAGGGCAAGCAUCUCCUUCCCCAUCGGCUGUUGGAGUUCCCUCCUUCCAAACUGCCACUUGCUUUCCCAGGGGACAGACCCAGGCUCACCACAUCAGGCCCAGUCCUCCAUCCUCGGUUCUCUCCAAGGCCCCCCAUCCCAGGCCAUGCUGGUUUACGGCUCUCCCUGCUCUGUGGAUGAGCCCCUCUUUCCUACCCCUCGGGUUUCUCGGACUUGAACUCCUGGUGCAGGGCUGUCUGCUCCUGUUAUCACAUCUCCCAUCCAGCUUGCAAGUGAGUAAAGAGAUCAAAUAAAGCCAAAGCCCCUGCCCCCUCAGCUCUGGGACACCCACCUCCAGGACCACCCAAGCCCCCUGGAGCCCCAGUUAUUUGGAUGGCAGCUGGAAGGGUGCCAUUGGCAUUGCUAUGUGGCCUUGGAGGGGCCAACCUGGGUUCCCACUGAACAGUCACCCUUGGGUCAGGUGUGGGGGCAGAAGGCUGGAGCACGCACCUGACCCCAGCGCCUGGCAUCACCGUGUGUCCCGGGAUGGAGCCCUGGCGUUGGCCUUUGAUCCUCACCCAAGGUAACAAUCGAUUCCUUCUGGGGCCGAGGCCAGAGGUCAACGUCACCUCCCCAAAGGUCAAACAAACAAGAGCAUCAAACCACAAAGCAAAUGGUACAAUUUUAAUUCAUUCCCAAGUCAAAUAGAAAGAAGGUAAAAGAGUGUUCUGCACAAACACAAGAGAGGGAGGGAGGGAGUGGAUGAGAACGGGGGAGAGAAAAGGAGGAGUAAGAAAAGAGAAGGAAGGGGCAGAGGGGGAAGGAAAAGGGACACGGACCCCAUCCAAGUCCUCUUUGGGCCUCAUCUCUCCCCUUCUCCGGCCCGGCUGUGGGCACCAUAGCCUCCUGAGCGCCAGCUCCCAGUGGCUUGUUCCUGGACUGUCCCAGGUCCCCCUUCGUAGGCACACGGCUGUCAGUCCAGACCAAACUCACAUUAAAUAAAUUCCAAUAUACACUGUACAAGAAAGCCAGGUCCAUCCCUCGUCACACCUCCCCAAAGAAAGCCCCUCCAGGCCCUCCCUCAGUGACGGGGUGUGAGGGGACCUCCGUGGGCAGAAGAGGAAGGAGAGGAG
Messenger RNA from Sus scrofa (pig), 4115 nucleotides. RefSeq names its product cholinergic receptor nicotinic alpha 2 subunit (gene CHRNA2). Gene Ontology annotation, molecular function: transmembrane signaling receptor activity; acetylcholine-gated monoatomic cation-selective channel activity. The record is from RefSeq and is a predicted model, not a curated record. NCBI's taxonomy places the organism in Eukaryota, Metazoa, Chordata, Mammalia, Artiodactyla, Suidae. Gene Ontology annotation, cellular component: postsynaptic membrane. Gene Ontology annotation, biological process: monoatomic ion transmembrane transport.